AUGACAACAUCAACGCCAACACCAACAACAGAUAAUAAAAUUUUAACAUCGGCUAUUGAAACAUAUCGUCAUUAUGCUGGUCAACCAACUCUAUCUGAUAUUGAAUCUUGCCAUCAAGAUUCAAAUGAUGAAAUUCUCCAUUUAACACCCUAUUUUUCAACAAUGGAUCUUGUUAAAUUAGAAAAUCUAACUUAUACUCGUUCAUUUACUUAUUCAUUAAAAACUCGUCAACUUUUAUUUACAAGUAAUGUAACAACAAUAAAUAAAAAUAUUGUUCGUCGUCUUGUUUCUCCUGAUGGAAAAUAUCUUGCAUUAGUAACAAAAGAAAUGAAAGGCGAACAAGAAUUAAAUUAUGUACAAAUAUGGCAUGAUGAACAUUUAAUAUUUGGUUAUGAAGUUAGUGAUACUGAAGAAAAACGUAAACCAUUUAAAUCCUAUUUUACAGCUGAAAAACUUGAUGAUCUUGGAGAAUCAUUUAGUACAUAUCGUGAAAAUUGGGGUGAACAAAUGGAAACAUUGGAAACAUGUGUUGUUUGUGUAUUUGAUGUUGAUACAAAACAAGUUAAAUUAAUUGAAAAUCAUCCAAAAGAUUUAUAUUUUGGUCAAUGUACAUGGACAACAAAUCAAGAUGAAGUUAUUUUAGUUGCAUUUCCUCUUGAACCUUAUCGACUUGGUUUAAUUUUUUGUGAAAAUCGUUCAUCAGCUUUUUUUAAAUGUAAUUGGCGUACUAAUGAAUGGAUACAAUUAACAGAAUUUGAUAAAAUCUGUCGAUUAUUUCCACGACAUUUACCUAAAACAGAUAAUCAAUUUGUUUAUCUUCAAAGUGAUAUUAAUGGAGCACAUAAACAAUGUCAACGAUUAAUAUUAUUUAAUACACAAACAAAAGAAGAAAAAAUUUUAAUUGAUCGAGUCGAUAAUGUUAAAUAUUCGAAUGUAAAUACUGAUCCAUUUACAGCUGAAUGGGAUACACAAUUUAAAGGUCUUUAUCUACCACUUCCACAUUUAUGUUAUUCUUGUGAUGGACGUUAUCUUCUUCUUCGUUCGGUAUCUGGUUCACGUAAUGUUCUAUAUAUUUAUGAUUUUACUGAACAAAAAAUGAUUUUACUUGAUUCACCAUUGGGUGUUGAUACGUCUAUAAAUGGUCUUGCUAUAUUUGGUCAUUAUGUUGCAGUUAAUAUUGUUGAUUGUCGUACACCUUAUCGAUUCUAUAUCUAUGAUUUGAAAACAUUGAAUAAAACCGAUAAAGAUAAUAAUGGUUGGCAUUUAAUUGUUCAACAUGAAUUUAAAAAAGAAGAGAAAAAUCAAGUUGUAUGGAAUAUUGAUCGAUUUUUUCCUGAUAAUGAAACAAUCCCUGUUGAAUCAAUUUAUGUUCAUACACGUGAUACACAAGCAAAACGUCCUUUAAUGGUAUUAAUACAUGGUGGACCAAAUUCAGUCAUCUCUUUGGAUUAUUAUGUUGGUGUUGUUGCUUAUAUUGGAUUAGGUUUUGAUCUUCUUAUUGUUAAUUAUCGAGGUUCACUUGGUUUUGGACAGGCUUCAAUUGACAAGUUAUUAGGUAAUAUAUCUAAAACUGAUGUUGGAGAUUGUCAUGAAGCUAUUCAACGUUGUCUCAAGUAUACUGAACCAAGUCGACCAGUUGUACUCAUAGGUGGAUCACAUGCAGGUGUAAUUAUUGGCCGUCUUAUUGGAGAAUAUCCAGAUGAAUAUGCAGUUGCUGUUUUACGAAAUCCAGUUACUGAUCUACUUCAUGUUUAUGCAACAUCGGAUAUACCUGAUUGGGCUAUAGCUCAAUCAACGAAUGCACAAUUUGAUUUUGAAACUGGUCGUAAUCUUUUUAUGGAUACAGCACUUAUUACAUAUCUUAUUGAAAGAUCAUCAAUUCGUCUUAUUGAUCAAGUUAAAACACCAGUUUUAUUACAUUUAGGAAAGAAAGAUCGACGUGUACCAUAUAGUAUUGGUCUUCGUUAUUAUGAAUGUUUAAAAGCUAGAAAGAUUCCAACAAAAUUAUAUGUUUAUGAUAGUAAUCAUUCACUUAGUGAAGUACCCAAUGCUAGUGAUAUAUUCGUUAAUACCAUUCUUUUUAUUUCUGAACAUUUAGAUUUAUCAUCAUAA
Messenger RNA from Adineta steineri, 2112 nucleotides. NCBI's taxonomy places the organism in Eukaryota, Metazoa, Rotifera, Eurotatoria, Adinetida, Adinetidae. The record is from the annotation of a GenBank genome assembly.